Messenger RNA from Echinops telfairi (small Madagascar hedgehog), 1196 nucleotides. It is a transcript of the gene UGT1A6, whose product is annotated as UDP glucuronosyltransferase family 1 member A6. Lineage: Eukaryota; Metazoa; Chordata; Mammalia; Afrosoricida; Tenrecidae. The record is from RefSeq and is a predicted model, not a curated record. The coding region runs from base 96 to 1196 and encodes 366 amino acids. The transcript has 4 exons. Gene Ontology annotation, molecular function: UDP-glycosyltransferase activity.
AAGAGGGCUGGUUCCUUUAUGGAGAGCGCUAGGAAGUCUGGGCCUUCCCAGUGUAGAGAAUUCAUCAUCACCGUUUUCAUUUAACUCCCUCCAGCAUGUCGGGCCUUCUCCAAGCUUCUCAGAGGGCCUCUGUGGGACUCUACUUGCUAGCGCUGUGGGGGGUGGUUGGAGGGGAGAAGCUGCUGGUUGUCCCUGUGGAUGGAAGCCACUGGCUCAGCAUGAAGGUGAUCGUGGAGCUGCUCAGUGAGAGGGGCCAUGACAUCGUGGUGUUGGUGCCAGAGGUCAGUUUGCUUCUGGGGGAGUCGCGAUACUACAGCAGAAGGACCUAUCCAGUGCCCUACACCCAGGAAGAGCUGAAUGACCAAUUCCGCUCUUUCGGAAGAAGCCACUUUGCUGAGAGCUCUUACCUGAGCAGUCCUCUGACCAAGUACAGGAACAUCAAGAUUGUUACUGACAUGUACUUCACCAUCUGUGAGAGUCUCCUGAAGCACUCGGAGACCCUGCGGUUCCUCAGGAAGAGUAAGUUUGAUGCCCUUUUCACAGACCCGGCCAUUCCCUGUGGUGUGAUCCUGAGUGACUACUUGGGCCUGCCCUCCGUGUACCUCUUCCGGGGCUUCCCGGCUGGUCUGGAGCAGGCUAUCAGCAGUAGUCCAAGGCCCCUGUCCUACAUUCCCAGGCCCUUUACUCAGUUCUCGGACCAGAUGACUUUCUCACAAAGAGUGACCAACUUCUUUGCUACUUUGCUGGCGACUGCUCUCCUGUACCUGUACAACUUGCGAUUCCAAAACCUUGCCUCAGAGUUCCUCAAGAGAGAUGUGGACCUGGCGACAUUAUGUCAGAAGGGCUCCCUAUUGCUCUUAAGAUACGACUUUGUAUUUGAGUACCCCAGGCCAGUCAUGCCCAACAUGGUCUUCAUUGGAGGGAUCAACUGCAAGAAGGGGGGACUGCUAGCUCAGGAGUUCCAAGCGUACGUGAAUGCUUCCGGGGAGCACGGGGUCGUGGUUUUCUCAUUGGGAUCCAUGGUCUCCGAGAUACCAGAGAAGAAGGCAAUGGAGAUCGCGGAUGCUCUGGGGAGAAUUCCCCAAACGGUCCUGUGGCGGUACACCGGACCCAGGCCAUCUAACCUGGCCAAGAACACGAAACUCGUCAAGUGGCUGCCCCAGAAUGACCUCCUUGUCUCACUCCGGCUGUGCUAG